UCAGAUCAUAUUUUUGAUCAACAAAGUGACAAUAAAAUGAUUUUUGAUAGAAUGGCCAAACAAAUUGUUCACUCAAGUAUACAAGGUUUUAAUGGUACUAUUUUUGCCUAUGGACAGACGUCUUCAGGUAAAACCUAUACCAUGAUGGGGGAUACGGAGAACCCUGGUGUUAUACUUUUGGCAUUUAAGGAAAUAUUUAAACAAAUUGAACAAAUUACUGAUCGUAAAUUCUUAAUUCGUGUUGGUUAUAUUGAAAUUUAUAAUGAAAAGAUCUAUGAUUUACUUGAUAAGAAGAACACAGAUCUGAAAAUACAUGAAACACCAUCCGGUAUGAUAAAUGUUACUUGCAAGGAAGCUUAUAUAACAUCUGAGAAAGAACUUUUGUAUCAUUUUGUUACUGGUAAUAAGGAACGGACAACUGGUGAAACAAAUAUGAAUGAACGAUCUAGCCGUUCGCAUGCUAUAUUCAGGAUCGUAAGU
Messenger RNA from Teleopsis dalmanni, 480 nucleotides. Its product is annotated as kinesin-like protein KIN-7N. The annotation marks the transcript as partial. The transcript has 3 exons. The record is from RefSeq and is a predicted model, not a curated record. Gene Ontology annotation, molecular function: plus-end-directed microtubule motor activity; ATP binding; microtubule binding. Gene Ontology annotation, cellular component: microtubule. NCBI's taxonomy places the organism in Eukaryota, Metazoa, Arthropoda, Insecta, Diptera, Diopsidae. Gene Ontology annotation, biological process: microtubule-based movement; mitotic cell cycle.